Messenger RNA from Schistosoma bovis, 2977 nucleotides. Lineage: Eukaryota; Metazoa; Platyhelminthes; Trematoda; Strigeidida; Schistosomatidae. The record is from the annotation of a GenBank genome assembly.
AUGAAUCUACCGAGAUGUAUACCCCACUUGAUUAUAUCGUAUAAACAAAAAUGUAAAACUGUUUGUCAUUUAAUGACCACUACUUCCCUAUUAUUAAUAUCACCUUCACCGUUAUCAACGAAGUCUGAUGAAAUAAACAAACCAAAUGGUUAUAAAAUACUAAUGAAAUCAUCAUCAGUUCGAUUACGAUUAGAUAAUUUACCAACACGUGUACAACAAUAUUUUAAUUUUACUCCUUCUGAUAAACCAUCUGAAUUUAUUACUGUAUUGUCAAGUGAUAUACAAAAAGUGAUUAGAAAAACUCAUUGUUCAGUCAACUUUAUUAGUGAUGAUUUACAACCUCCGUUACUUCAACUGAUUUCCAAAGAUGAUACAUCAAAUGUCAACAAAUCAUUACGUAAAUAUGGGAUUAAUUUGCAGGGGAAAACUCGAGUAAAAGUGAUUGAAUUUAGUUCUAAUAUAGACGAUAAUAUGUUUAGAGUCCGGGUGAAACAGGCAGAAGAUUUUUUACAAGCAGAUCAUUUUGUAGUUAUAAUUAUUAAAUUGAAACAUCUUAAAAAAUUAUUGUCGAAAAAAAAUAUACAGUCUACGACUACGAAAGCGGAUGGCGGUGAACAGCAGUUGCGAAAUUUGGGGAAGGUGGAAUAUGAGAAAAAUGUUACAAAGUACGCUAGAAUAUUUGAACGUAUACCUUAUUGUAAAUGGUAUAGGUCUGAUAUUGGUAGACAUUCCUAUAUUUGUAAAUUGUUGUUUGGUAAAUCACAAGAUCCAUCACAAUUGAUUUUUGGAUUAUUUUCUGAAAUAACAUGACUUGGUAUGUUUAUUUAUUUAUCCAAAAUUUUCCGAUUAAAAACAAGUCCUCGUGUCUAAGUCGGUUGACAAUAUCUUUACAACACGUAGUUUCUUCUGUUGUUCACAUCAUACUCAUUAGAGUUUAGUGAACAUGUAGUGAGGCCUUUGAAUGUCAUCGGUUGUUGUAAUGGCGCUUGUGUAUUCUAAAAAUCGUGAAAUAGUCAUUUGGCUGAGCGUUGAUUCAGCAAUACCUAAACUAAACACAAUAACGUCACGUGAGAAUUUUCCAUACUAUAUGUAUAUACAUUCAUUACUCGAUCUAUCAAAUGUACAUCCUACAUUUGUCGAAUUAGAUAUUCUUGAUUUAGCUGACAAUUCUCCUGAAUUUUUUUGUCGUGCACCUGAUAUUUGCUUAUCUAUAGUUGUGACAGUAUAAUCAACUAUUAGUCAAGUUCAUCGCUUCUGAAAUAAAACCUAUUUCAUAUAAGUUAGAUAAAAUUGCCGCACAGCGACUACGUGACCGAGUAAAUACCAAAAUAUCGGUUUUAUGUGGUACUGGCAAAGAAUAAAACUACCUAUUAUUUUAUAUCGCUACCUGUUGAACCUCACUUUUGGUGGCCUUCAAAAACUCAGUGAGCAAUGCGUCCAAAACGUGUGAUGUUCUGUUAAAUUGUGCGUUAAUGGAGAGUGUAAGUAGUUGUCAUUCAUGACUAGUGACUUUCAUAUUCACAAGCAGCUGAGUCCAAAAGUUCUAUUUAGUUCCAACGAAAUCGGCGAGGUGCUAUGCGGCAAUGUUUGUCAUUGAAAUGUAAUUCAAAGAAGUGCAUAAACUUAGUGAAAGUGGUUUACUCGAACAUUUAACCCAUUUGGAGCUUUUUGCAAGCUGUUAUGUUUGUGGACUUCAAGUGGUGUUCGUCACAGUUGUACACUACCCCUAUUUUUAUUUAACUUCAUCAUAGACGUAAUUUGAGAGACAACAGUGUCUUUGACUUUUUAGGGGUUAUUCUCUCACUGCAUAAUUCACCUUUAGGCUUGAAAUACAGAAAAAAUAGUUCUAUUUGGUAAGUACGCGGACAAAAUGUGACUCCCCUGAAAUCUUGAGUAGGAACAUAAGCAAAUUUUUUGAACCCUCUUCUGUCUUACAUACAGAAUGUUGCUUCGGGAUUGGCCUGUGCCAUCGCAUAGAGUGAUCGUAGGUGAUGAAAUGGUUGAAUUCACUGAACAUUGCACUUAGAUUAGAAGACUCAUCAGCUCUAGUGGGUUGGUGUGUAGUCAGAUUUCGGUUAAUUUUCAAAAUUGUAUAGAUUACGGAGUAGGUGAUAUUUUUAUCUGCUUAUCAAGGUGCAACUAAUACUGUAUGGCAGUAUGUUUUAUUUUAUGGAUACGAAAUUGGAAUUAUAAAAGUAAAAGGCAUGCUUAGACUGUAUGUUUCUAAUAGACGUCUUCUGUACAUUUCUUGCUAAUGCUGGAAGUACCGAUUUAAAAAUGUAAGUUUGAGAUGCAUGGUACUAAGCAAUCCCGCUAAAUCGAAUAAGGCUGUAAGUUCUCAUCGACUAAUAUAGUAGGGACAUGUGCUAAGUGAGAACGACGAAUCAGUAGUUAAGGCAUUCAGGUUUCAACCACUACGUCGCAGAUUAGAACCCCACUCCAGUUUAAACAACCAAGUAAUAUCUCUAGCCCCUUCACUUAAAUGUUUUAUUUAUUCAAACGUAAACAUUAGUACAAAGAAGCACCAAAUAGAUAUGCGCCACAUAAAUCAUUCCCUAUGUGGGAGGGCUGGGAUACUGCCCGGGUGCCCAACCCGAAGCAGGUGGUUUUCUCAGGGGUCACACCCGGAGUCUUUGAACUAAAGGUCUAGUCCACAAGGCAGUGGAGCAACGUCGGGAAAUACGGUCCUGUGGUAGCCGAUGACCGACAACAGGUUUAUAAGCCUUUUGUUCCCUUAGGAUCCUGGAGCCCAUGGCACCAUUGUUUUUGAAUCAGGGUUUUCCAACUCCCCUAGGUGGAUCCUCCAUAUCCACUGAGCCGGUUAAAACGCCAGACAUUCUCAUAUCGUCUUCUCAAUUUCAUAAACAGUAGUUUCGCCAGAAGGCGGCGAGUAGGACUUCCUGACAGUGGUUGUAUGCACCUGGCUAUGUGAUGCAUUUCGAAAGGGAGAGCUGACUCUCCCCACUCUCGGCCGUAC